Molecule: messenger RNA, 2324 nt
Organism: Sorghum bicolor (sorghum)
Lineage: Eukaryota; Viridiplantae; Streptophyta; Magnoliopsida; Poales; Poaceae
Product: cytochrome P450 86A2
Exons: 2
Coding region: 356-1972 (538 amino acids)
Molecular function (GO): iron ion binding; monooxygenase activity; oxidoreductase activity, acting on paired donors, with incorporation or reduction of molecular oxygen
Source: RefSeq, a predicted model, not a curated record
CCGGCGGACUUGAGUCUUUCCUUUCCUGCCGAGCCAGCACCCUCAUAUACGUACCGGUACACGCUCCUCCCACUCCACGCAGCACACAGGACCCAUCCCCGAGCCACUCUCCGGUGCGUGCGGCGCGCGGGAUGGGAUCGAUCGUCCGUGAAUGGAUUCUAUUAUAGCUACUACUAGGGGCAGCGUCAGUGGAGUGGUGGCGCUCACGUAUUCAUUGCCGUCCGCGUCGGCUUGAAUCGCUGCCCGUUCCGCGCAGCAGCAGCCACCUAUACCGAUCGAGCUUCGCUCGUCCGGUCCGUCCUCCCGAUCGGAUCAGCGUCGUGCCGCUCGAUCGGCAAACGAAAGCAAGCAAGCGAUGGAGGCCGGGGCGUGGGCGGUGGUGGCGGCGGCCGUGGCGCUGUACAUGGCGUGGUUCUGGCGGAUGUCGCGCGGGCUCAGCGGGCCGCGGGUGUGGCCGCUGGCCGGCAGCCUCCCGGGCCUCGUGCAGCACGCCGAGGACAUGCACGAGUGGAUCGCCGCCAACCUUCGCCGCGCGGGGGGCACGUACCAGACCUGCAUCUUCGCCGUGCCCGGGGUGGCGCGCCGGGGCGGGCUGGUCACCGUGACGUGCGACCCGCGGAACCUGGAGCACGUCCUCAAGGCGCGCUUCGACAACUACCCCAAGGGCCCCUUCUGGCACGGCGUCUUCCGGGACCUGCUCGGCGACGGCAUCUUCAACUCCGACGGCGAGACGUGGGUGGCGCAGCGCAAGACGGCCGCGCUCGAGUUCACCACGCGCACGCUGCGCACCGCCAUGUCGCGCUGGGUGUCGCGAUCCAUCCACGCCCGCCUCCUCCCCAUCCUGGGCGACGCCGACGCCGACGUCGUCGUCGUCGACCUGCAGGACCUCCUGCUCCGCCUCACCUUCGACAACAUCUGCGGCCUCGCGUUCGGCAAGGACCCCGAGACGCUCGCCAGGGGCCUCCCCGAGAACGCCUUCGCCUCCGCGUUCGACCGCGCCACGGAGGCCACGCUCAACCGCUUCAUCUUCCCGGAGUGCGUGUGGCGCUUCAAGAAGUGGCUGGGCCUCGGCAUGGAGACCACGCUGGCGCGCAGCGUCCAGCACGUCGACCGGUACCUCUCGGCCGUCAUCGGCGCGCGCAAGCUCGAGCUCACCGGCGGCAAGCAGAACGACGCGUCGGCCACGCCGCACGACGACCUCCUCUCGCGCUUCAUGCGCAAGGGGACCUACUCCGACGAGUCGCUGCAGCACGUGGCGCUCAACUUCAUCCUCGCCGGCCGCGACACCUCCUCGGUGGCGCUCUCCUGGUUCUUCUGGCUCGUCUCCACGCACCCGGACGUGGAGCGCAAGGUCGUGCGCGAGCUGUGCGCCGUCCUGGCCGCGUCCCGCGGCGUCGAGGACCCGGCAUUGUGGCUCGCCGCGCCCUUCGACUUCGACGAGCUCGACCGCCUCGUCUACCUCAAGGCGGCGCUCUCGGAGACGCUCCGCCUGUACCCCUCGGUGCCCGAGGACUCCAAGCACGUCGUCGCCGACGACGUGCUCCCGGACGGCACGUUCGUCCCCGCGGGCUCGUCGGUCACCUACUCCAUCUACUCGGCGGGGCGCAUGAAGACGGUGUGGGGGGAGGACUGCCUCGAGUUCCGCCCCGAGCGGUGGCUGUCCGCCGACGGCACCAGGUUCGAGCCCCACGACUCGUACAGGUUCGUGGCGUUCAACGCCGGCCCGCGGAUAUGCCUGGGCAAGGACCUCGCGUACCUGCAGAUGAAGAACAUCGCCGGGAGCGUGCUCCUCCGCCACCGCCUCGCCGUCGCGCCGGGCCACCGCGUGGAGCAGAAGAUGUCGCUCACGCUGUUCAUGAAGCACGGGCUCCGGAUGGAGGUGCGCCCGCGCGACCUCGGCGCCGUCAUCGACGAGCUCCGCGGCGCCGGGGGGUACGACGCGGCGGCCAGAGCCACCGCGGCCUCUGCCUAGAGGUUCGUGCAGGUCGCCCGGGGAAGGAAACGGCGGCGGACAGUUGGGAACGGCAAAUGAAAAGUUAUGUAGAUAUAGACAGUAAGUAAUUAAAGAGUUCGGUGAGGUAUAUUACUCAAUUUGGAACAAAAAAAUGCAUGUGUAAAAAGUCCAUGUCAUUUUGAUUUGGAUUUGAAUGGAGGACGAAGAAAAGAGGGCUGGACUGCUGGGGGGAGCAAUAAUAAUAAUAAUCUCUCAUGUAACCUGACGCGGAGGCGCCAAAUUCGUUUGGGCGGCUUGAUGGGCCGCCAGGACUGAUGUUGUUUGUAAAACAAAACCCAAGCAUGACAUCAAUCAUUUGAUCAGUCUCAAA